Molecule: messenger RNA, 2211 nt
Organism: Cryptotermes secundus
Lineage: Eukaryota; Metazoa; Arthropoda; Insecta; Blattodea; Kalotermitidae
Product: DNA/RNA-binding protein KIN17
Exons: 1
Coding region: 304-1263 (319 amino acids)
Biological process (GO): DNA replication; DNA damage response
Cellular component (GO): nucleus
Molecular function (GO): double-stranded DNA binding
Source: RefSeq, a predicted model, not a curated record
GGCUUCGUUGGUCACAGUGGUCAACAAUAAGUCCAGGAAUUCUGAAAAACUUGAAGAAGAAGUUGUGUUUUUGUACGUGUGAAUGCUAUAAACGCUAUACACGGACUAAAGAGGUUUUAUAGCGUCAUAUAUAUCCUAGGAGAAAGUUUUUAUCUUGUCGAUUCAGCAGGCAAUGACCACAUUACAACUGUGUUUUUGGUGUUUUGCUCUCUGCAGAUGCUUGUGUAACCAUAUCCUAGGAACAGCUCACCUAUUCCAGGUUACUGGCAUCGUGUUAUAAAGAAUAUAAAUAUAUUAAACAUAAUGGGGAAACAUGAAGUCAGUACCCCCAAAUAUAUUGCCAACAAAUUAAUGGCGAAAUGCCUCCAGAAACUUCGUUGGUAUUGUCAGAUGUGUCAGAAGCAAUGCCAUGACGAGAAUGGUUUCACGUGCCAUAUGACGUCAGAAUCACAUCAGCGGCGACUUCUUCUAUUUCCUGAUAAUGCAGACAAAUACAUUAAUAAUUUCAACAAAGAGUUUGAAAGCGGUUAUCUGGAACUACUGAAACGUCAGUUUGGUACAAAACGUGUUCAUGCAAAUCGUGUGUACCAGGACUAUAUCGCCGACCGUCAUCAUUUGCAUAUGAAUUCUACGCAAUGGGAAACAUUGACAGACUUUGUGAAAUGUCUUGGAAGGGAAGGAAAGUGCAUAGUGGAUGAGACUGAAAAGGGAUGUCAUGUACAGUAUAUAGACCGUGACCCAGAAACCAUUGCAAUGCAAGAAGCUCUUGGUCGCAAGGAGAAGGUCGACAGAGACGACCAAGAGAAGAUGAUGGCCUUUAUUGAAAAGCAAAUUGAGAAGGAGAAAGAAUUUUCCAAGAAUUACACUCCUGUCUUCGCAGAGUUUGUGCGACAAAGUGAGGAAUAUAAAGUAGUUGUAAAUCUGAAGUUAAAAACAAAAAGGGAUGAAGACAUGAAAAAUAAAACUUUGGUGGAAAGUAAUUCAUUGAAGAAUGACUACAAGAAAGGAGGGUGUUCUUCAGCAGGAAACAACAAAGAUUGGGAAUCUGGAAGAGGGAGGGGUGAAAAGAGGAAAUUAUCAGCCCUAGAUGAGAUUAUUAAAGAUGAAGAGAACAAGAAAGCACAUAUAAACAGAAAGGAUUAUUGGUUGGUUGCAGGAAUUGUUGUGAAAGUGAUGGCAAAGUGUCUGGGUGACAAAUACCACAGGAAGAAAGGGGUUGUGACUGGAGUGCCAGAUAAGUAUGUAACUACUGUAACCAUGUAAGAUAGUGAACACAAACUAAAACUAGACCAAGAACAUCUUGAAACAGUGGUACCAGCAAUAGGGCGACCUGUGCGUGUUGUAAAUGGCGCUUAUCGUGAUUGCAGUGCCAUGCUUAGGGAACUGGAUCAGAAGAAAUUCUGUGUAACCAUUGAAGUAUCCUCAGGCCCUUUGAAGGGCAGAAUGGUUGACAGAGUGGAAUAUGGAGAUAUCUGUAAAUUAUAUAAUGUAGAUAUGUGAAUACAGUAUAAUAUUAACGUGAUGUUCGCAGGUUUAUAGGUUUGAUCCUGUAAGAAAUAAUAAUAACAAAGCAUAUAAAUUUAGCUACAAUACUCUUUGCAGUGGGAGAUUAAUUCUGUAAUCCAGUUAAUGAGCCAUCAUUGUAACAUUUCGUUACCAACGAGAAGUUUAACUGCUGUUCUGCAUUUCAUAUAACUACAAUGAAUGAUAUAGGAGCUGUGAUUGGGGGUCAGAGUUCAAGCCCCAGUGGGGUCAAGAAUUUUCUCUGCAAUAACCAGACUGGCUUUGUAGCCUACUCAGCCUUCUAAAUCACGGAAUCAUUAAAUGGGGGUUUCCCUGUAUUUAUAAUUUUGGAUCACAUGGCAGAGUGGAAUGAUGGAAGCGUUCUCCAAAACAGUGGCUAACCAGUCCCACCAUAAGGUGAUGAAAUUAUAGAUAGAAUGAACAGAGGUUAACAACAGCCAUGAAAGCCAGUAGGCUUCUUGCCUGAAAUAUACUGGAAAUAAGAACAGAGAACAAAAGUUUCUCUGAAUUCUUUCUCAUAAUGCAGUGUUGGCAAGUACUAGUUUUGUUAUAUUCUUGAAAUGAAUUUAUGGAAUGAAUAUUGAUGUGAGUUGUGCAAAACAGCAAUAUUAAAUUUUCAUAUUGUAAAUUUCACAUGGUGUAUUUGAAUAAUUAUCCAUUCAAUGUCAUUAAACUUGCAAAUGAUGA